UUCCACAUUGUUUAGCUACCCUUUCUAUAAAUAGCAGCACCACUGCUUCACUUCUUACGAAACCCAAAACAGGAAACCAAGGAAAAAAAGGAAAACAAAAGAGCACCCCGGAAAGAGAAAGAACAAGAAAAGACAAAAUGAAGAGUCCGACUACACUGCUAGCCGUCUCCUUCCUUCUCUUUCUAUUUACAACGAAGCCAAUGCUCGGCUCUGAACUCCGACCAGUUGUCGACGUCGACGGCGAGCCACUUCGCUACGGCGUUGAUUACUUCGUGGUGUCAGCCAUCAGAGGCGCCGGUGGUGGUGGGUUGAGCUUAGCCGGAAUUUCCUGUCCGCUCAGCGUGAAACAAGAACGAAUUGACUUGAUGAGAGGCAUACCAGUCAAAUUCUUAGCGGUCGACGUUGUGGGUGACAACGUUGUUCGUGAAUCUACUGAUUUAAAUGUGAAGUUUAAUAUCCAGAUCCAAUGCGAGGAGGCGACUGUGUGGAGAGUUGGUCGGUUUGAGGGUUUAGCAGAAUGGGUAGUGAGGCUCGGAGGAGUUGAAGGUUACCAUGGACCUGGAACUGCUGAUAGCUUGUUUAAGAUCCAGAGAGCAGGUGGACCGUCGUCUUCCUAUCUGUUUAGGUUUUGUCCUUCGAAGCCUAGAACCUUUUUGAUUCCUUGUGGUGAUGUCGGUGUUCAUUCAGACCCUGCUGGAAUAAGGCGUCUGGUGUUGAGCGACUCUGCAAAAACUUUUGUGUUCGUCAGAGCUGAUAGGGUGAUCAGGGAUGAUGGAGAAAUUGUCAUGUGAGGUGCAGUAAUAUAAGUUAUCACUGUAGUAUGUAUUAAAAUAAAUUCCUACAUAUAUAUAUAUAUAUGUAUGUACGGGAAGGCAAUGAUAAUGGUGUAAAAGAAUAAAGCAACUGCAUAGCAGUGCUGUGGUGGUGUAGCAGCUCAACAACUGUGUGGAGUGUAAAAGGAGAAACGACAUCGUUUUAUAUUAUUUUUCAUUUUUGAAAAAUGGCUUUUCGU
Molecule: messenger RNA, 1012 nt
Organism: Carica papaya (papaya)
Lineage: Eukaryota; Viridiplantae; Streptophyta; Magnoliopsida; Brassicales; Caricaceae
Source: RefSeq, a predicted model, not a curated record